Messenger RNA from Culex quinquefasciatus (southern house mosquito), 1185 nucleotides. RefSeq names its product transcription termination factor 3, mitochondrial (gene mTerf3). The transcript is spliced from 2 exons. The record is from RefSeq and is a predicted model, not a curated record. The coding region runs from base 70 to 1131 and encodes 353 amino acids. Gene Ontology annotation, molecular function: double-stranded DNA binding. Gene Ontology annotation, biological process: mitochondrial ribosome assembly; regulation of DNA-templated transcription. Gene Ontology annotation, cellular component: mitochondrion. NCBI's taxonomy places the organism in Eukaryota, Metazoa, Arthropoda, Insecta, Diptera, Culicidae.
UCGAAUAAUUUUACGCAAGUUUGAAUUUGUUUUGAGUUUUACGCGCAUAAGAAAUUCAAAUUUUAAACCAUGUUUUCGCUAACGAGGACAUUUUUACGCGCUGCAAGGCCCAGCUGGUUCAGCAAGCAACAGUUUUCAACAGAACGGCUGCCGACAGUCCAACCCGUUUCGACGAAAUCACUCGAGGAUUACGAAAAUGACCUGGAAUCGCAGUUCAAACAGAUGCUCCGGGUCGAAUCGCGAUCCCCGCUGGAACCGGUGCAAGAUCCGUCCAUCGUCGAUACCCACCCGCACAUUCGACCGGCCUUCAACUUCGCAGCGUACGUCAACAAAUCGGAAUCCCUGCAGCACCUGGUCAAGCUAGGCGUAGAUCUGCACAAGCUGGAGAAACGGAAAGGAAUUCCGCAGUUUAUUCUGCAGCUCGACUUUGAGCGCGACAUGAGGGAGCACCUGAAGUUCCUCACCGAGGUUGGCGUCCCACUGGAGGGUUUGGGAGAGUUUGUAACGAAAAAUCCGCUAAUUUUCAAAGAAGACCUCGGGGACAUGGAAGUUCGGAUAAACUAUCUGGAGUCGAAACGGUUUCUGCCGGAGCAAAUCUCCAGAAUUGUUUGUAAAAACCCGUUCUGGUUGAUGAUCAGCACGAAGCGAAUCGACAAGCGGCUUGGCUACUUCCAGAAAACGUUCAAAAUGAUGGGCGAUGAAGUUCGGUUGCUGACCGCGAAACAACCUAGAAUUAUAACGUACAACUUGGAGCACAUCCGGCAGAACACGUUCACCGUCCGCGAAGAAAUGGGUUUCGAGCCGGAGGAAAUGAAGCAGCUGCUGCUGAGCAAACCGAAGCUUUGGAUGAUGAACCAAGACAAGCUGCUGCACCGCUUCGAGUACGUGCACCGCCGCAUGCAGGUCUCGCACGCGGAGAUCCUCAAGGUGCCGGAAGUUCUUCAAUCGCGCGAUCACAGACUAAAACACCGGCACGGUUUCCUGCGCUUCCUCGGCAAGGCCCAGUACGACCCGCGCAAGGAGCUGUAUAUUUCGCUGAAAUCACUCGUCGAAGGUACCGACGAAGAGUUUGUAAGAGAUGUGGCCAGGUCGAGCAUGGAAUGCUACACGAGCUAUUUAAAGACGCUUUAAAAAAAAAGUACACAGUAAUAAAAGUUUUGGUAUCGAGGAACACAAACAUAAAAA